AGUUGCGAGAUCUCCUCGUGAAUAGCUCCAGUUCUCGCGAUACUAGUUGGUACGCAAAGGCGGAAGGCAAUGAUGUAGCUUAGCUUAGCCAAAACAGUGAGCAGGGGGUUGUAAGUGGCUUGCUGUUAAUGUCUCUGUCUCUAUAUGCACUCCUGUAUUUUUCUGUAUUUCACAGAAUGAACAGAUUGGGAAUGCAGCUUUGAGGUUGUCGUCACCUCUCUCCUGCCCCGGUCCCGUGAAAGACUCCCAGAUUGUUCACUCAAAACCUGCGUUGUUCCUGCACAAGGAGAGUGGGCGCUUCCUCACUCUGUCCCCUCCAUGGCAGCAUUGUGCCGUGUAGAGGCUGUCUGAGCGGUGCUGCUGGACCUGGGCCGGGCCCCCCAACAGGAAGCCCGGAAGUCCAGAAAGUCAGCUGCAGCGGUCCUGUGGGGCUCUCCUCCUCCUCCUCCCCCGGAAACGGCUGCCCCCCUGGGAUCCCGCAGACCCGCACCCCUCGCCCCUGAAGCGUGACCCGUCUCAGCCAUGCUCUUCUCCCUGCGGGAGUUGGUCCAGUGGCUGGGCUUCGCCACCUUCGAGCUGUUCCUCCACCUGGCGGCGCUGCUGGUCUUCAGCGUGCUGGUGGCGCUGCGCUCCGACCUGCUGCUGGGCAUGAGCUGGUGGCUGGUGUUCGUGCCGCUCUUCGCCGCCGACGGCCUCAGCACCUACUUCACGGCCAUCGUGUCGAUCCGGCUGUACCAGGAGGGCGAGCGCCGGCUGGCGGUGCUGCGGCUGCUCUGGGUGCUGACGGUGCUCAGCCUGAAGCUGGUGUGCGAGGUGCUGCUGUGCCAGAAGCUGGCGGAGCAGGAGCAGGCCCGCGACCUGUGGUUCGGCCUCAUCGUGUCGCCCCUCUUCAUCCUCCUGCAGCUGCUCAUGAUCCGCGCCUGCCGCGUCAACUGAGCGCCCCGCCGGCCUCUCUGCGCUGCGGGGAGCGGGCCCGUGCACGCUAACAGCGAUGGACUGACUGUCAGCCACCGAACUGUCGGCCCCCGCUCUCUCAGCCGGGGCCCUGAACAAUGCAGCGGGUAACUGACUGCACAGUGGACUCUGCACACCGGCGACUGGACACUCUGGCCAACACUCCUCCAGCUGCUGGUCCCGUUUAUAUGGCGUAGGAUAUAUCCAUCCUGUUUAUAUGGAGCUAGAUAUAUCCAUCCUGUUUAUAUGGAGCUAGAUAUAUCCAUCCUGUUUAUAUGGAGCUAGAUAUAUCCAUCCUGUUUAUAUGGAGUUGGAUAUGUCCAUCCUGUUUAAAUGGAGUUGGAUAUGUCCAUCCUGUUUAAAUGGAGUUGGAUAUGUCCAACCUGUUUAUAUGGAGUUGGUUGUAUCCAUCCUGUUUAUAUGGAGUUGGCUGUAAAAAGUAACAUGACUCUCCCUCUCCCGCCAGCCUGUCAUUCAUGGCCCUCCUCCUCCUACAGUGUCGGACAUUUUGUUGUAAACUUGUGCCGGACUGUGUUUAGUCCAUUGCUCUUCAUGUAAACAAAAAGCAUUCCCUUCACAAGUACUGUAAGCAAAGAAUAUCUGGCUGUACCGACUGUAAUGUUCCUUUUCUGUAUUAAACACGGUUUGUGGUGUUUGUGAAGCAGCAUGCAGCCCUGGCUAAAUCGAACGUGCUCCUGCCACAUUGACGCUGUGUUUCCAUUUCCCCCGCCCAACAAGGCUUGUACAUAUAUACAGUAUACAUGAUUUCUGAGAAUUGUACAGAUGAUGAUGUGGAAUGGAUGUGAAACUCUGAUCAGAAACACGGUGAAUGUUUUCAUUUGCACUACCCUGUUAUGCUUGGUUGUGAUUGUGCACUGGUGUGUGUGAGAUGGGUAGUCCAUAGGAAGUACCUGCUUUCUGUCUGCCUACACUGUUUUACCUAUUGUCUGAUGACUACAUUGUUAAUAAACCAACAUUCAAAGCA
Molecule: messenger RNA, 1939 nt
Organism: Conger conger (European conger)
Lineage: Eukaryota; Metazoa; Chordata; Actinopteri; Anguilliformes; Congridae
Gene: tmem203
Product: transmembrane protein 203
Exons: 2
Coding region: 523-936 (137 amino acids)
Biological process (GO): intracellular calcium ion homeostasis
Cellular component (GO): endoplasmic reticulum
Source: RefSeq, a predicted model, not a curated record